AUGCUGAAUGUUUUUCUGACUUUUCAAAGACUGUACAGACUAUAUGUGAUUCUUCUCUCUCAACUAAGGCAGCUCCACACCCCCACCAACCUCCUGCUGCUCUCUCUGGCUGCCUCAGAUUUCCUCGUGGGGCUCCUCAUAUCCUUUCCACUGGUCUCCUCAGACGGCUGCUGGUACCUGGGUGACCACAUCUGUGUGCUGUACAGUGUGUUUGACGCCACACUGGUCACUGUCCCAGUGGGAACCAUGGUGCUAAUUUCUAUCGAUCGCUAUGUGGCCAUCUGUUACCCUCUGCAUUAUCAUUAUAAAAUCACUGUGAGGAGAGUUUUAGUUGUUAAUGUACUCUGUUGGGUCUGCUCUGUGCUGUAUGUCAGUGUGAUGCUUUGGGACAUAUUCAUUCAGCCUGACCGGUUUAAAACCUGCCAGGGCGAGUGUGUAAUAGCUUUUGAUGAUAAUGAGGGAAUCAUAGACUUUGUCCUGAUCUUUGUAGGCCCUGUAUCUGUGAUCAUAGUUCUGUAUCUCAGGGUGUUUGUGGUGGUGGUGUAUCAGGCUCGGGCCAUGAGGGGUCAGAUUAGAGCCGUAACUCUGAAACGAUCAGAGGCCGUGCACGUCAGGAAAUCUGAGCUGAAAGCUGCCGGGAUCCUAGGAGUGGUUGUUGUUACUUUUCUGUCGUGUUACUUCCCAUAUUACUGCUCCUCCUUAGUAGGGGAUUUUCAUUUUAGUUCGACAGCAUUUCCUUUGCAGACCUGGCUGCCGUACUUUAACUCCUGUCUGAACCCACUCAUCUAUGCCUUUUGCUACCCCUGGUUCAGGAAGUCUGUUAAGCUCCUACUGACACUAAAGAUUCUUCGCCGUGGCUCCUCUAGGCUGAACGUCCUACUGUACAGACUAUAUGUGAUUCUUCUCUCUCAACUAAGGCAGCUCCACACCCCCACCAACCUCCUGCUGCUCUCUCUGGCUGUCUCAGAUUUCCUCGUGGGGCUCCUCAUAUCCUUUCCGCUGGUCUCCUCAGACGGCUGCUGGUACCUGGGUGACCACAUCUGUGUGCUGUACAGUGUGUUAGACGCCACACUGGUCACUGUCCCAGUGGGAACCAUGGUGCUAAUUUCUAUCGAUCGCUAUGUGGCCAUCUGUUACCCUCUGCAUUAUCAUUAUAAAAUCACUGUGAGGAGAGUUUUAGUUGUUAAUGUACUCUGUUGGGUCUGCUCUGUGCUGUAUGUCAGUGUGAUGCUGUGGGACAUAUUCAUUCAGCCCGACCGGUUUAAAACCUGCCAGGGCGAGUGUGUAAUAGCUUUUGAUGAUAAUGAGGGAAUCAUAGACUUUGUCCUGAUCUUUGUAGGCCCUGUUUUUGUGAUCAUAGUUCUGUAUCUCAGGGUGUUUGUGGUGGCGGUGUCUCAGGCUCGGGCCAUGAGGGGUCAGAUUAGAACCGUAACUCUGAAGCCCUCAGAGGCCGUGCACGUCAGGAAAUCUGAGCUGAAAGCUGCCGGGAUCCUAGGAGUGGUUGUUGUUACUUUUCUGUCAUGUUACUUCCCAUAUUACUGCUCCUCCUUAGUAGGGGAUUUUCAUUUUAGUUCGACAGCAUUUCCUUUGCAGACCUGGCUGCCGUACUUUAACUCCUGUCUGAACCCACUCAUCUAUGCCUUUUGCUACCCCUGGUUCAGGAAGUCUGUUAAGCUCCUACUGACACUAAAGAUUCUUCGCCGUGGCUCCUCUAGGCUGAACGUCCUGUAG
Menidia menidia (Atlantic silverside) is the source of this 1731-nucleotide messenger RNA. The record is from the annotation of a GenBank genome assembly. Lineage: Eukaryota; Metazoa; Chordata; Actinopteri; Atheriniformes; Atherinopsidae.